AGCAAACCCGAGACACUGCUUCAACUUCUGAACAUGGAGGUCCUGUGAGGUCUCAGACGUGCACAAAGACUAUAUUGAAAAGAACAGAAACAUACUAGAGAACAAAUGCAAGAAGUUUUACACGUGUACCAAGGAGCUGUACAAAACUGAAACCCUUAGUCGUAUCUUGGAAGGCGGUGAUAUCCAGCUCCAUAAUAUCUGUGGUGUACUGAUUCAAGACAAGGACGACCAGCAUGCCACAGAGACUAACACAUGCUGGCCUCAGGCGAGAGAAUUUUUACAACAGGAGCUAGAAGAGGAGCUGAAGACCAAGAUGGAAAAAUAUUAUGAUGAUAAUGAUGAUGAGCCGACCUGGGAGGACCUUGCUGACUGCCUAAACAAUACGGCGGAUCUAGACAAGCUCUGCAGGUUACAAGUGGAGCAGCCUCUGUGCCACUCUGUUGAGAUAGAGUCAAAAACGGAGAAGCUUUUCAACACCAAGCUGAGGACACUGCACUGCUACUGCGAAGGUUUAUCUCCAGGUUUAUCUCGAGACCGGAGCGCGCUGAUUGGCUGGACCUGUGGUGGAGUGCUAGCGGUGAUGAUGCUCCUCGUCGUAAUCGCUGUCCUCCACAUCAGGAAACGCAAACGCAAGAGUCGUCUCCAGAGCGAGGCGCAGCGCUCGGCCAACGUGACGUCAUCAGCCGAUGACACCUUGUCUACCUACGAAAUCGUCGAUGAUCACUUUCAGGGACCGAACUCGUGGUCGGAGAGAAUAAAAUCGUGGCACAGUAGGGACCAGGCGACCUCCGGCUUACCUCCCCGCGACCUGUCCUACCAGCCUCCACACACCACCAGCUCCGGCGACCACCACAGCGAGGACUCAGCUCCAGAUAUCGUCUUUCUCUCACCUAGACAGGGGCUACCUGCACCGCACCUCUAGUACUUCCGGAGGUCAAGGGUCUUUACAGGAGCGUCUGUACGAACUAGCAGUACCUUUGACCACCUGUCUACCAGACGAAAGGAAAGCGAGCCCAGGAAGCAGUUCCGGAGGACAUGAAGGGCCGUUUCAGAAAGAAGAAUAUUCUAAAAUCGACCACACUUCGCUGACAAGGUUCAAAGAGCACGGCGAUUAUUCUAAGCUAAGCUUUAGACUCCUGUCAAACAACAUGGCCGCCGAGGAGAUUGGCGAUGAGCUGCAGCUUCCUGUGAGCAUGUCGACUGCUUUAGAGAAAAGAUGAAGAACAAAAGCAGUCGACUUCUUCUUUAUAUAAAGACUCUUUGAUCACCACAUUAUAGACGUAGGUUCGUCAAGAAGAUUUUCUUGCUGUCGGCAUUUGAGAAUGACUUGAUAUAAAAACCAAACUUUUUUGUUGUUUAGCAUAUUGUGCGUUGGUAUUCAACAACAGCAAAUUUAUUUGUGAUUGUAAAUCUUCAAAAUGAUAAAAAGUGUAGAACAAAGACAAUACUAGACCACUGUGGCGCUGCUAAGAAUGCCUCAAAAUUACUGAUUUGUGAAGAUUGCACUUUAUUCGUGUUAAGAUACGCGCCCCACUACACUAUAUCACCUUCUGUACUCCGCCAUCUUAUUUGUGUGAAGUUUCAUCCACAGAAGCAGCGUCGGAAUAAAUUUCUAGUCGCUAGUUCUUUACAUUCUGAAAAUAAACAAUCUCGGCUGCUUCAUUUUUCAGACAUCAGUUUAGUGAUCAGCCUGCUGCUGCUUAAAGCACUAAAAACAUUGGCUAGGAGUUCUGCAGUGACUUACCUCCCUUGUAACAGAUCCUCAGCACAUACAUAGUGUACAGAACUAUGCAGUGGCGUAGGAACCAGGGGGCAGCGGGGGCAGCCGCCCCCCCAAGGAAAAUACAGGGGGGGGGCCAGGAAUAUCCUUUUGCCCCCCCCCCCAUAUUUGAGACGUAAU
Pomacea canaliculata is the source of this 1900-nucleotide messenger RNA. RefSeq lists its product as uncharacterized. NCBI's taxonomy places the organism in Eukaryota, Metazoa, Mollusca, Gastropoda, Architaenioglossa, Ampullariidae. The transcript is spliced from 7 exons. Bases 314 to 922 code for a protein of 202 amino acids. The record is from RefSeq and is a predicted model, not a curated record.